This is a messenger RNA of Phlebotomus papatasi, 5919 nucleotides long. RefSeq names its product mRNA (2'-O-methyladenosine-N(6)-)-methyltransferase (gene Pcif1). The coding region runs from base 237 to 2366 and encodes 709 amino acids. The transcript is spliced from 7 exons. Gene Ontology annotation, molecular function: RNA polymerase II C-terminal domain binding; mRNA (2'-O-methyladenosine-N6-)-methyltransferase activity. Gene Ontology annotation, cellular component: nucleus. NCBI's taxonomy places the organism in Eukaryota, Metazoa, Arthropoda, Insecta, Diptera, Psychodidae. The record is from RefSeq and is a predicted model, not a curated record.
UAGAAACACAAUUUUCAGCAAAAUGGUGGCAUUUAUUUUUCUGUGCUGAGGAAAAAUUGUGAAAAAGUGUGGGAAAACAUUGGAAUUGCGGUGUAAAGUGAUGCAAAAAGUCUCUACGAACGUGUCACAGUCUGGCACAAACUGCUAAUUUGUCCACUGAAUCACAGAAUCGCCUGGAUUGGCCCCAGAGUCUCCUGAGAUGCUCAAAUUGAUUUCGCAGUAGAAAAAAAAGUACAAUGAAUGAUCUGAGCAAGGAAACACAAUCCGUGGUCACUCCUGGCCCAUCGGCCUGGGAUCAGUUAACGGGAGUUGCAGCUGCUGCACCCCCAAUUGUCACAACUCCCUCAUCUUCUCAAAUUCCUGACCCAGGUACCCUAACAUCUCCCCCAGCCACGCCCACAAAACCGUCCCUGACUUCACCACCACCCGAAGCUGUAGCCCAUACGCCCCAGGGCGCCCCCCUUGCCUCCCCCGUCUACACCGAGGAGCUCCAUCCUGACCUCAUUGCCCAGGGAUGGCGGAAGUUCUGGUCUAAACGCGAAAAUAGACCGUACUUCUGGAAUAAAGCCACCAAUGAGAGUCUUUGGGAGCCUCCGCCCUUUCCGCGCCCCCAUGGCACCUUUGACCCCGUCACUGACCCUCUGGGCAUCUGCAAUGCUCCUCCUGGAGCUCAAGGUAAUGCCCAUCAGGCCCUAAAGAGACGCUCUUCAGAGGAUGUUGCUGCCCAGGGACAGCCUCCACUGAAGAAAUUCAUCCUGGCUGGGCCAUGGGAUCUCGAGAUCCCUACCAAUGUUAUCAUCCUGGAGAGAUCACCCGCCCCCAUGCUGCACCCUCAUCCGGAGAUUGAACUCAUGCGUUCCACUUACACUCUCAAGCUCAUCCGGACGUAUGAAGACUUAUGCCAAAGGCGGGAGAAUAUCAGGGCCCCAAAGGACUCUUUCAAUCGCUGGCUGAUGGAGAGAAAGUGUUUAGACCGUGGAAUUGAUCCCCUUCUGCCCUCACAGUGCUUUCCCGAAGUCUCUCCCUCAAUGUACCGCGAAAUUAUGAAUGACAUCCCCAUAAAGAUCGUGAAGCCCAAGUACACUGGGGCAGCACGGAAGCAGCUUUCGCACUAUGCCGAAGCGGCUAAGAAUAUCAUUGAGAGCCGUUCGGCGCCGGCUGAGAGUAAGAAAGUGGUCAAGUGGAAUGCCGAGGAGACGUUCCAAUGGCUCAGGCGGACUGUGGGGGCUAGCUAUGAGGACUUCCAGGAUCGUCUGGCACACCUGAAGCGUCAGUGUGAGCCCCAUUUGGUGGAGACGGUGCGAGAGAGCGUAGAGACGCUCUGCACCAAAGUGUACCACAUUUCGGUGGAGCACGUGAAGAAGAUCCGGGACAGGCAUGUACAAUUGCUGACAGAGAGUGGAAUACAUGAGCCUCCGCUGGUUCCGCCACCGCCUCCGGUCACCAGGAAAGUCUGGUGCUAUCCCGUUCAGUUUAUGAUUCCCUCACCUCGAAUGCCCGUGGUGGAGUACAUUCAGGAUCGUGAUCAUAUGGUCAUCAAGUACUCCCAGACGAGUCAAUCCCAGCCAGACACCCAGUAUAUCAAUCACACUCACUUGCAGAAAAUGGAACAACUGUAUCGCUACAGUUGCUACGACGAUAAGAAAUUCGAGUUGUUCAUUGGGCGGGUAUUCUGUGUCCUUAAGAGGUAUCAGACAUUCUUGUGCAAUACUUCCCCGGCGAGUCAAGAAGCCGAACUCACGCAAGCCUCCCUGCCGUGUACGGUCUUUGAGUGUCUCCAUCGGAAUUUUGGGGUGACAUUUGAGUGUUUUGCCAGUCCUCUCAAUUGCUACUUCCGCCAGUACUGUUCCGCUUUCAGUGACACAGAUACCUAUUUCGGAUCCAGAGGGCCCUUCUUGGACUUUAAGCCCCUGUCGGGAUCCUUCCAAGUCAAUCCACCGUACUGUGAGGAACUCAUCGAUGCCACUCUGCAGCACAUCGAUAAACUCCUCACGGAUUCCUCAGAGCCAUUAAGUUUUAUUGUGUUCCUGCCCGAGUGGAAGGAGCCCGUGCUACAGUGUUUGUCGCGGAUUGAGGAGAGUCACUACAAGAGACGCCAAGUGGUCGUCCUUGGGAUGGAGCAUGAGUACCGGCACGGCUACCAGCAUGUGUUACAAAAGUCGGAGGUGAAUGUGAAGAGUGUACAUGGGACGAUGGUGGUUUGGCUGCAGAAUAAUGCUGGCUUCAGCCGCUGGAAUCCCACCGAUAGUCGCGUGGAGGCUCUGCUGGAGGCCUUUAGGCCGGGCAGGGAGCGCGAACGUGAUAAAAUACCCCAGGCAGAGCCCACAAAUAGUCAACCGACCGAAACGGCCACGGAGGUCAAGUGAGAAAUGUUGGGAUCUCAUUCUCUGGAUCUUCUCUCAGAACUUCUAUUUUAAUUCAAUUUUAUUUUCUUUUACUUUCACGUAUUUUUUUUAUAUAAGAAAAUAUUCUCACACAUUCAACCACCCACAAGUUUUCUUUUUCAGUAAAACAGUAAAAAAAAAAGAUUGGGUGAGAAAAUGCCCAGAAAAAAGAUCAUUUUAGCAAAGAAAAAAGGGAUAUCUUCAGAUUAACGUGACUUUUUAUUUAAAAAUUACCAUAUUUUGCAGGGAUGUAGUACGAAACUUCCUGGGUAAGCUAUAUUAGAAAGCAAUUUUAGGCCACGCCCCCUUUAUUUAAGUGGGACGCGUCUACAAAUUACCUCUGAAUUACCAAAAGACUUAUUAAUAUAACUUACUGCAUUAAAAAUUGACUGAUCCGUUGCGGAUGUUUUAUGUUUGGAAUAAAGGGGCUUAAGCUUCUUCUGAAGCCACGCCCACUUCUUUGCAUUAUCCCCACCUCAGGAGACUAAGUUUUAUCCAGUAUCCCAUAAUGUUGGAGGCCGUGCUCGCUUAUUUUCAUUAUCCCCUUCCAAAGUUUAAAGCAGGCCUGAGCUAAAAGAAAAGCCGAAGUGAAUUUGGUGGUGCCUGUUGGCAUUCUUCGAAAUGCCGCGAAAAUUCACGUAGAGAAAAUGAGAGGUUUUUCAAUGUGAAAAUUGUUUAAUUCCUUAGAGUUAAGUCAUUUUCACAAGAAAACUCUUUUAAUAAUUUAUUUGAAUACAGUUAUUUGGGUUAAUUGUAAAUAAUUGUCGAUAUUACAACAAAAACAUUGGGAUGAAAUUUUGAGCUGGAAGACUCAUAUUCUUUUGAGCUGUCCCAAAAUUGAGGAUAGGUUUGAGAAAAACCCUUUUGUACAAUACUAUUUUGGUUAAUAAGGAAUGCAAAAGUAUAUAUUACAGGAAGGGACACGACCUGCUAAUAAGGAUAAAAUAGAGAAGAAAAUAUUUUGUCGCAAUUUGAAGAUUUUUUGCAACAGAAGCGCCGCCAGACGUUUGUCAAAUGAGUUAUUUGUGUCUCUAUCUCUCUCUCUCUCACAGUUGAAUUGCGCGCGAUUUAAGAACUUUCCAUUUGAAGUGAUAUUUGCAAUUAAUUUCUUUGUAUUUCUGCAAGAUUCAAGUAAAAGCGUGUGUAGUGAACAGCUAUCCGUCUUCUGACAAAGAUAUCAAGAAGAUAGCCAACGGCCGCAGCGAUUCCACUGGGUUUCCAGCAGCUUUUUCUGCCAUGUCCGCUGAUUUUACCGCUAAAAAUCCGCGUGGAAUUCUCUGGAUUUUACCGCUCAAAAUCCGCAUAGGCUUCCGAGAUGGAAUUUGGCGCUAAUUUUCUUCCUAUCGUUCCAUGGACGUUUGCGGAACUCUGUAUAGGACUGUCUAAUAAGAAAUGUCCGCGAGCUUCCAUGGUCUUUUCUCCGACGAAUAUUUCCGCGGCUUUUCCUAUGGAUUAUUAGCGUAUAAUCGGCAGUCAGCCCUUUAAAAAUUCGGAAAAAUCUUCUAUAUUUCCACGAAAUUAUCCGUGGAAAUUUUCAUGCAACGGCCUUAGAGGCUUCCGCGGUUUAAUAUUACAGAAUUCCACGACUUUUCCAGUGGAUUUUUUUAAAUAUAUUUUUCUUCAAAAUAAUUCCAAAAAUUGAUUAAAAAUUUCGUGGAACUUACAUAGAGAAUUUCCACACAAAAAAACAUCCACAAAUAAAUGGACGAUCAGUGCCAAUUGGCGGUUUAGAACUUGGAGAGUAUUCAUCUAUCAGACGAACACUCAAUUGUUCUACUUUUGAGUUGAAAAUAUUGCUACCAUAUCGUUCAUUUGAGUAUGUCUAGCUCGCAAGAAUUAUAGCGUUAGGGCGAAAAAUAAUUGCAGAAUUUUCGCGUUUACUUCCAUGGAGUCUUGGUCGGAAAGAUAUCAGAAAAUAUACUCGGAAUAUUCAAAGGAAAUUUUGAAUCAAUUUCCAGGGAAUGCUCUCAGAUAUGUUGCAAGAAAAUUCCUCGGACUUUUUUUUCUAGGAAAUCCACGCGAAAAAAAGCUGAUAAAUCCGCAGAAUUCCAAGCAGAAUAUUAGCGUUUAUUUCCACGGAAACUCUCGCGGAAAAAUAGAAGACAAAUUCCAGGGAAUUUUCUGUUACUGUGAAACUUUGCGCCCGAUCGGCUACAGGGAGACAAUUUCUUUCUACAGUAGACUCUCACUCAAUCGGCUCUUUUUCAAUCGGGCGACAAAUUUUGUUGACAAUUUUCAGGUUUAAUUAUGAAGCUAAUUCGCUCAAAUUCGCUGUAAUUCUUCCUAUUUUAUCGUGAUUCUUUAUAAUUGAGCGCUUUUUGUGGAAUUUACAAAGGCUUUGACGCCCAAAUCUAUUGAUAAACCGGAUGACAUUUUGCCCCAAAUGCCCAAUUGGGAGAGAGUCUACUGUAAAUGAGUUUUCAUGUCUGUUUUGUCUUUUUGGCGCAAAAAUAUUUAUCAUGACACCGUGAAUGAGCGGAAUUAGUGUUAUCAGGGUUACCAGUAUGGCUAUCUGUAAUUUCCAUUAAAAUUAUCAACACAUAUUACACGGCUUUUAACGAGCACAGGUCUGAUUUAAAGGUACCCUAUAAGACUGUUAUAAAUAUGCUGGAACGCCCUUUUUUUCAUAAUUGUCACCCAAAACCUCUUUUUAGGACCCGCCCAUUUGCUCGCGCUGUCUUAACACACAUCAUUUAACUUUUAUUUACUGUCUUGACAGAUCCUCUAAAAUACGAGAUAAAAGUAGAAAAAUUAAGUUAUGCCACGCCCUUUCAGAAAUGCCGCCCAUUUGUUUCGAGGCGGGGCUUAUUUUUCUGUGGGCGGGAUCCCUUCAGACUACGCCGAGAAUUCCGAAUUCUAAAAUUCAAUUAGUGUUAUACCUUUCUUUGAGCACAACUCUUAAAGGGGGCGUGGCCUAAAAUUAUUUUAUUUAAUAAAGUUUACUCUGGAAACCUCAUAAAACCGUUUAGCAAAAUUUAGUAUUAAAAAAAAAGUUAUAUUAAUCUGAAGUUAUCCCGUGAAAAAAAACUACUUUUAAGAAAAUUUAUAAAUAUAGAAAAUAUUACUUUUUAUUCAAUGUUCUUUAAUCUCGUCUAGUUGAUGUUGAAAACAAAAAAAAAUAGUUAAUGAAGAAAAGAGAAACUUUUUUUGUGGAUAAGAUAUAAUUGAUAAUACGGACAAAUUUUAUGAGAUAUCUCUUUGCAGAUUUUUAAUUAAAAAGAAAUGCCAUAAAAAAUACCCAACAACCCCCUAAUUCAAUGAAUAAAGCAUUGUUAUCAAUGCUCACUAUUGUAAAUAGACAAUUCCUUUUUGUAAAAAAAUAAGAAGAAAGAAACGAUAGAUCAUGCAAAUCGCAAAGUUUAUGUUUUUCUUUUUAGACUAAAAGUUUACGAUUCCCUUUUGGAUAGAAGAAAAAGCGGAAGAAAAAAAACAAAAGAAGAGAAAGGAGUAAUUAAAAGACACAUUCGAUGUAUUAAAUGUUCCAGUUGUGUAACUUUUCACAAAUUAAACUUUAAAGAAGAAAGAUUAAGCAGAA